Messenger RNA from Xenopus laevis (African clawed frog), 1851 nucleotides. RefSeq names its product procollagen C-endopeptidase enhancer S homeolog (gene pcolce.S). Lineage: Eukaryota; Metazoa; Chordata; Amphibia; Anura; Pipidae. The record is from RefSeq and is marked predicted. Gene Ontology annotation, cellular component: extracellular region. Gene Ontology annotation, biological process: proteolysis. Gene Ontology annotation, molecular function: peptidase activator activity; collagen binding.
CUGAUAUUGUGACUUCCCCCCACUCACACUCACACUCACACUGCGACUGUUCCACGACUGUUCCACGCAGACAUUCCCCGAGCAGCAUGGGCCGGACUCUCCUCCUCUGUCUCUCACUUGUACUGGGACUGUCCCGGGCUCAGAACUCUGACACCAACAACUACACCAGACCAGUGUUUCUGUGCGGUGGAGACAUCACAGGAGAUUCUGGGUUCAUCGGCAGCGAGGGAUUUCCAAAUUAUUACCCCCCUAACAAGAAAUGUGUGUGGAACAUCACGGUUCCAGAUGGUCACGUGGUGAUGCUCACGUUCCGACUGCUGGACAUGGAGGCAGAUCCCAGUUGCCGCUAUGACUACCUAAACAUUUACAAUGGGCACUUUGAGACUGGUCAGAGGUUGGCCCGUGUCUGUGGAACAUUUCGCCCAGGAGCUCUUCUCUCUACUGGCCCACAAAUGAUGUUGGAGAUGGUAACAGACGAUGGAACGGCAGGUCGAGGAUUCUUGGCUUGGUACAGUGCUGGUUCCACCCAACCCAGUGAGAGUCAGUUAUGUGGGGGGAAGCUUGAAAAGCCCCAGGGAAGCAUAAACACACCUAACUGGCCAGAAAAUAACUACCCAAGUGGGAUCAGCUGCUCCUGGCAUAUUGUGGCCCCAAAGGAAAAGGUGGUGGAAUUAUCAUUCGGGAAGUUUGAUGUUGAAGGGGACAGUUAUUGCCGCUUUGACUACCUGGCCGUGUUUAACGGGGGAGAAACUGACAACACGCGGCUAAUUGGCAAAUUCUGUGGCGAUUCUUCACCAAAAACUAUUUACUCUGAUGGCAAUGAAAUGCUGGUCCAGUUUGUGUCUGAUCUCAGCGUGACCGCUGAUGGAUUUGCAGUAAACUACAGAAUGAGGGACGCCUCGGAGGUGCCAAAGACCACACCAACCUCCACCAGUGCUCCAGAAAAAAAAGCACCUUUGGAUACCAAGCUUAGUAACAAACCCUCAGUCAAGCUUGAAACCAUUCCAGAGCCCAAAACCAAACCAACCAAACUGCCUAAGAGCCCAGAUACAGAUUCUUCAUCUGCCGUUAAGUGCCCUCAAAAGUGCAGGAAAACCGGAACCCUCGGGAGUCACUACUGCGCCAAUCAAUUUGUGGUGACAGGGACCGUGAACUCUCUGACACAAGGAGAUUCUGAGAAGUCGCUCCUGGCAACAGUCACCAUCAUCAAAACCUUCAAGGUUGAGGGACUGAGUAUUCAAGAAUCGGGGAAGACCAUGAGCAUCAAGGUUAUUAAUGAGUGUCCCAAGUGUCCAAUCCUGAAGAAAGGUUCCAGUUACCUGUUCAUGGGAGAGGUUAAUGCUGAGGGACAGGGCAGGAUCGUUCCUGAGAGUUUUGUCAUUGCCCACAAAGCUGCUCAACAUCAGAUCCUAACAGCCAUCUCCAAGAAACCCUGCUAAUGACCUUGAAUUGAAUCCUGUCUGGGUUCCUUAUAAUCUACAAAAUCCUGGUGCUGGACUUACUUAGCCUCCCUGGCAAUAAGCUACUAUACUGGAAACUAGGUUAUCCUGCAUUACUCCCUUUCAUAUUGCUCAUUGCCAAAUUAUGCUCUACAACCCCCAUCCCAAACAGUCUCAAUGACUGUCCCACAUCCUUUCUUUGUCCUUCUUCUCUCCUCUCUGCCCAAUGUCUUUAUUUGCUGCUUCUUCUGUUCCUACUUCUGCUCUUCUUCUAAUUACUUCUUUCCUUCAAAAGGCUUUCAUUCUCUCCUUCCUCCCACUAGUUCUCUUCUUUCUGUAUUCCCUCUGCCUUCUGUCCUCAUCUACCCAUCAGCCCUUCCAUUGAUAAGAACAAUAAAAAGCUUAGAAUGGU